This is a messenger RNA of Nannospalax galili (Upper Galilee mountains blind mole rat), 1769 nucleotides long. It is a transcript of the gene Mapkapk5, whose product is annotated as MAPK activated protein kinase 5. Bases 240 to 1664 code for a protein of 474 amino acids. Gene Ontology annotation, molecular function: ATP binding; calcium-dependent protein serine/threonine kinase activity; calcium/calmodulin-dependent protein kinase activity. NCBI's taxonomy places the organism in Eukaryota, Metazoa, Chordata, Mammalia, Rodentia, Spalacidae. Gene Ontology annotation, cellular component: cytoplasm; nucleus. The transcript is spliced from 14 exons. Gene Ontology annotation, biological process: Ras protein signal transduction; protein autophosphorylation; peptidyl-serine phosphorylation. The record is from RefSeq and is a predicted model, not a curated record.
CCCCUGGGGCCGCCGCCGCCGCUGCCGCCGCCGCCACCGCCACCGCCACCAGCCUAGGGCCGCCUGCGGAAGCCGAGCGGGCGCCGGGGCCCUGGUCUCCGCCGGGUCCCAGGGGCGGCCGCUGCCGGUCUCCUCGAGGCCCAGGGCCCCGAGCUCCGAGCCCUUUGCUCGCUCAGCUGCUGGGGGACUCGGCAGCCUCGCAGCCUGAACCGCUCCUGGUUGUGGGAGCCCUGCGGAGCAUGUCAGAGGAUAACGCCAUGGAGAAAGUCAUCAAGGAAACCUCCAUUUUAGAAGAAUACAAUAUCAAUUGGACUCAGAAGCUGGGAGCUGGAAUUAGUGGUCCAGUUAGAGUUUGUGUGAAGAAAUCUACUCAAGAACGGUUUGCACUGAAAAUUCUUCUUGAUCGUCCAAAAGCUAGAAAUGAGGUACGUCUGCACAUGAUGUGUGCCACACAUCCCAAUAUAGUUCAGAUUAUUGAAGUCUUUGCUAACAGUGUACAGUUUCCUCACGAGUCCAGCCCCAGGGCUCGACUCUUAAUUGUAAUGGAGAUGAUGGAAGGGGGAGAGCUAUUUCACAGAAUCAGCCAGCACCGGCACUUUACAGAGAAGCAAGCCAGCCAAGUAACAAAGCAGAUUGCUUUGGCUCUCCAGCACUGUCACUUGUUAAACAUUGCACACAGAGACCUCAAGCCUGAAAAUCUGCUUUUCAAGGAUAACUCUUUGGAUGCUCCAGUGAAGUUAUGUGACUUUGGAUUUGCUAAAGUUGACCAAGGUGAUUUGAUGACACCCCAAUUUACCCCAUAUUAUGUAGCACCUCAGGUACUGGAGGCUCAGAGAAGGCAUCAGAAGGAGAAGUCUGGUAUCAUACCUACCUCGCCAACACCCUAUACUUACAACAAGAGCUGUGACUUAUGGUCCCUUGGGGUGAUUAUCUAUGUGAUGCUGUGUGGAUACCCUCCUUUUUACUCCAAACACCACAGUCGGACUAUCCCAAAGGAUAUGCGGAGAAAGAUCAUGACAGGAAGUUUCGAGUUCCCAGAAGAAGAGUGGAGCCAGAUCUCAGAGAUGGCCAAAGAUGUUGUGAGGAAGCUCCUAAAGGUCAAACCAGAGGAAAGACUCACCAUUGAGGGAGUGUUGGACCAUCCCUGGCUCAACUCGACGGAGGCCCUGGAUAAUGUGCUACCCUCUGCGCAACUGAUGAUGGAUAAGGCAGUGGUUGCAGGAAUUCAACAGGCUCAUGCAGAACAGCUGGCUAACAUGAGAAUCCAGGACCUCAAAGUCAGCCUCAAACCUCUACACUCAGUGAACAACCCCAUUCUGAGAAAGAGGAAGUUACUUGGCACGAAGCCCAAGGAUGGUGUUUAUAUCCAUGAUGAGAAUGGAGCUGAGGAUUCAAAUGUUGCCUUGGAAAAGCUUCGAGAUGUCAUUGCCCAGUGUAUCCUUCCCCAGGCUGGUAAAGGAGAAAAUGAAGAUGAGAAGCUGAAUGAAGUAAUGCAGGAGGCCUGGAAGUAUAACCGUGAGUGCAAACUCCUGAGGGAUACUCUGCAAACUUUCAGCUGGAAUGUUUCAGGUCGUGGAUUCACAGAUAAAGUAGAUCGACUUAAACUGGCAGAAAUUGUGAAGCAAGUGAUAGAAGAGCAAAUCACUUCCCAGGAAUCCCAGUAAUAACAGCUUCAAAACUUUUUUUUUUAAUAAUUUGAAAAACUAUUCCUUAUUCCUUAAUGUAAAAAGUAAUUUUUAUGUAAAUUAAUAAAUCAUAAUUUCAUCCCA